Messenger RNA from Marmota monax (woodchuck), 19026 nucleotides. RefSeq names its product pneumococcal serine-rich repeat protein-like. The record is from RefSeq and is a predicted model, not a curated record. The transcript has a single exon. Bases 1 to 19026 code for a protein of 6341 amino acids. Lineage: Eukaryota; Metazoa; Chordata; Mammalia; Rodentia; Sciuridae.
AUGAACAGUACAAAUACAUCCGCACAAGAAGCCUCUCCAACCAGCCCAAAUGCCAUAACUGCUGUGGCCACCAAUCAGCCCACCACAAAGACCUCAACGGACAAUACACAAAAAAGCUCUUCCCCGGCCAAUGUCCCAUCCAGCACCAAAGCAGCGAACUCCAUCUCCGCCACCACUUCUGCUUCCCAAGCUGCUGUGGCCACCAGUACCACCACCACUGUGACCACAUCUGCCAUGAAUAAGGGGAGGUCUGCUUCCACCACUCUCCCAGACAGCAACACAGCUGAGACCUCUGCCGCCGACACCACUUCUGCUUCCCCACCUCCAGUGGAUAUUACUACCACCACCACUGUGACCCCACAUUCAAGGACCCAGGGGACCUCUGCCAAGACCAAUCUCCCAGCCAGCAACACAGAUGUGACCUCUGCCUCCGCCACCACUUCUACUUCCCCAACUACUGGGGCCACAACUGCCACCACCACCAUGACAUCAACUAUCAAGACUCAGGGGACCUCUGCCUCCAACUCUGUCCCAGCAAGCACCACAGCUGUGAACACUGCCUCCACCACAACUUCUGUUUCCACAUCUCCUGUGGACAACACUGCCACCACCUCUGUGACCUCACCGGCCAAGACUCAAGGGACCUCUGCCUCGACCACUGUCCCAGCUAGCACCACAGGGAUGACCUCUGCCUCUGCCACCACUGCUGCUUCCCCCACUCCUGAGGCCACCACUGCCACAACCACAAUGACCUCACUUCCAACAACUCUGGGGACCUCUUCUUUGUCCACUGUCCCAGCCACAACCAUAGGGGUGACCUCUGCCCUUUCCACAACUUCUUCUUCCCCAACACCUGAGGCCACCACUGCCACCACCACCGUGACCUCAAAUGUAAUGAUUCAGGGGACCUCUUCUGCAUCGACUGUCCCAGCCAGUACCACAGGGGUGACUUCUAACUCCGCCAGCACUCCUGUAGCCACCACUGCCACCACCACUGUGACCUCACCUGGAACGACUCAGGGGACGUCCUCCUCGGCAACUGUCCCAGCCACAACCACAGGAAUGACCUCUGCCUCCGCCACCAAUUCUGCUUCCCCAACUCCUGAGGCUACCACCACCGUGACCUCACCUGCCACCACUCAGCGGACCUCCACCUCGGGGUCUGUCCCAGUCAGCACCACAGCUGUGACCUCUGCCUCUGCCACCACUUCUGCUUCCCCAGCUCUUGAGGCCACCACUCCCACCACCACUAUGACCUCACCUGCCACAACACAAGGGCCCUCUUCCGCAGCCACGGUCCCAGCCAGUACCACAGGUGUGACUUCUAACUCCGCCAGCAGUCCAGUGGCCACCUUUGUCACUACCACCGUGACUUCACAUGGCACGACUCAGGGGACGUCCUCCUCGGCCACUGUCCCAGCCACCACCACAGGAAUGACCUCUGCCUCUGCCACAACUGCUGCUUCCCCAACUCCUGAGGUCACCACUGCCACCACAACCGUGACCUCACCUGGAAACACUCAGGGGACCUCUUCCUCGACCACUGUCCCAGCCAGCACCACAGGGAUGACCUCUGCCUCUGCCACCACUUCAGCUUCCCCCACUCCAGAGGCCACGACUGCCACAACCACCAUGACCUCACCUGCCACAACUCUGGGGACCUCUUCUUUGUCCACUGUCCCAGCCACAACCACAAGAGUGACCUCUGACUCCGCCACCACUUCUGCUACCCCAACUCCUGAGGGCAACACCGCCACCACCACCGUGACGUCACCUGGCACGACUCAAGGGACCUCCUCCUCGGCCACUGUCCCAGCCAGCACCACAGGGAUGACCUCUGCCUCUGCAACCACUUCAGCUUCCCCCACUCCUGAGGCCACCACUGCCACAACCACCAUGACCUCACCUGGAACAACUCAGCUGACCUCUUCUUUGUCCACUGUCCCAGCUACAACCACACGGUUGACCUCUGCCUUUUCCACAACUUCUUCUUCCCCAACUCCUGAGGCCACCACUGCCACCACCACCGUGACUUCACCUGGAACGACUCAGGGGACGUCCUCCUCGGCAACUGUCCCAGCCACAACCACAGGAGUGACCUCUGCCUCCGCCACCACUUCUGCUUCCCUAAAUCCUGAGGCCACCACCGCCACCACCACCAGGACUUCAUCUGCCACCACUCAGGGGACCUCCACCUCAGGCACUGUCCCAGUCAGCACCAAAGCUGUGACCUCUGCCUCCGACACCACUUCUGCUUCCCCAAAUCUUGAGGCCCCCACUCCCACCACCACUGUGACCUCACCUGCCACAACGCAAGGGCCCUCUUCGGCAGCCACCAUCCCCACCAGUACCACAGGUGUGACUUCUAACUCCGCCAGCAGUCCUGUGGCCACCACUGCCACCACCACCGUGACGUCACCUGCAACGACUCAGGGGAUCUCCUCCCCGGCCACUGUCCCAGCCACCACCACAGGAAUGACCUCUGCCUCCGCCACCACUGCUGCUUCCCCAACUCCUGACGUAACCACUGCCACCACCACCGUGACCUCACCUGGAACCACUCAGGGGACCUCUUCCUCGACCACUGUCCCAGCCAGCACCACAGGGAUGACCUCUGCCUCCGCCACCACUUCUGCUUCCCCAACUCCUGAGGCCACCACCACCGUGACCUCACCUGCCACCACUCAGCGGACCUCCACCUCGGGCACUGUCCCAGUCAGCACCACAGCUGUGACCUCUGCCUCCGCCACCACUUCUGCUUCCCCAACUCUUGAGUCCACCACUCCCACCACCACUGUGACCUCCCCUGCCACGACACAAGGGCCCACUUCCGCAGCCACGGUCCCAGCCAGUACCACAGGUGUGACUUCUAACUCCGCCAGCAGUCCAGUGGCCACCUUUGCCACUACCACCGUGACUUCACCUGGCACGACUCAGGGGACGUCCUCCUCGGCCACUGUCCCAGCCACCACCACAGGAAUGACCUCUGCCUCUGCCACAACUGCUGCUUCCCCAACUCCUGAGGUCACCACUGCCACCACAACCGUGACCUCACCUGGAAACACUCAGGGGACCUCUUCCUCAACCACUGUCCCAGCCAGCACCACAGGGAUGACCUCUGCCUCUGCCACCACUUCAGCUUCCCCCACUCCAGAGGCCACGACUGCCACAACCACCAUGACCUCACCUGCCACAACUCGGGGGACCUCUUCUUUGUCCACUGUCCCAGCCACAACCACAAGAGUGACCUCUGACUCCGCCACCACUUCUGCUACCCCAACUCCUGAGGGCAACACCGCCACCACCACCGUGACGUCACCUGGCACGAUUCAAGGGACCUCCUCCUCGGCCACUGUACCAGCCAGCACCACAGGGAUGACCUCUGCCUCUGCAACCACUUCAGCUUCCCCCACUCCUGAGGCCACCACUGCCACAAUCACCAUGACCUCACCUGCCACAACUCAGCUGACCUCUUCUUUGUCCACUGUCCCAGCUACAACCACACGGUUGACCUCUGCCUUUUCCACAACUUCUUCUUCCCCAACUCCUGAGGCCACCACUGCCACCACCACCGUGACUUCACCUGGAACGACUCAGGGGACGUCCUCCUCGGCAACUGUCCCAGCCACAACCACAGGAGUGACCUCUGCCUCCGCCACCACUUCUGCUUCCCUAAAUCCUGAGGCCACCACCGCCACCACCACCAGGACCUCAUCUGCCACCACUCAGGGGACCUCCACCUCAGGCACUGUCCCAGUCAGCACCAAAGCUGUGACCUCUGCCUCCGACACCACUUCUGCUUCCCCAAAUCUUGAGGCCCCCACUCCCACCACCACUGUGACCUCACCUGCCAUGACGCAAGGGGCCUCUUCCGCAGCCACCAUCCCCACCAGUACCACAGGUGUGACUUCUAACUCCGCCAGCAGUCCUGUGGCCACCACUGCCACCACCACCGUGACGUCACCUGCAACAACUCAGGGGAUCUCCUCCCCGGCCACUGUCCCAGCCACCACCACAGGAAUGACCUCUGCCUCCGCCACCACUGCUGCUUCCCCAACUCCUGACGUAACCACUGCCACCACCACCGUGACCUCACCUGGAACCACUCAGGGGACCUCUUCCUCGACCACUGUCCCAGCCAGCACCACAGGGAUGACCUCUGCCUCCGCCACCACUUCUGCUUCCCCAAAUACUGAGGCCACCACCGCCACCACCACCGUGACCUCACCUGGCACCACUCAGGUGACCUCCACCUCAGGCACUGUCCCAGUCAGCACUACAGCUGUGACCUCUGCCUCCGCCACCACUUCUACGUCCCCAACUCUUGAAUCCACCACUGCCACCACCAUUGUGACCUCACCUGCCACGACGCAAGGGCCCUCUUCGGCAGCCACCAUCCCCACCAGUACCACAGGUGUGACUUCUAACUCCGCCAGCAGUCCUAUGGCCACCACUGCCACCACCACCGUGACGUCACCUGGAAAGACUCAGGGGACGUCCUCCUCUGCAACUGUCCCAGCCACAACCACAGGAGUGACCUCUACCUCCGCCACCACCUCUGCUUCCCCAACUCCUGAGGCCACCACCACCGUGACCUCACCUGCCACCACUCAGCAGACCUCGACCUCGGGCACUGUCCCAGUCAGCACCACAGCUGUGACCUCUGCCUCCGCCACCACUUCUGCUUCCCCAGCUCUUGAGUCCACCACUCCCACCACCACUGUGACCUCCCCUGCCACAACACAAGGGCCCUCUUCCGCAGCCACCAUCCCAGCCAGCACCACAGGUGUGACUUCUACCUCUGCCAGCAGUCCUGUGGCCACCACUGCCACCACCAAAGUGACCUCACCUGGAACCACUCAGGGGACCUCUUCCUCGACCACUGUCCCAGCCAGCCCCACAGGGAUGACCUCUGCCUCGGCCACCACUACAGCUUCCCCCACUCCUGAUGCCACGACUGCCACAACCACCAUGACCUCACCUUCCACAAAUCUGGGGACCUCUUCUUUGUCCACUGUCCCAGCCACAACCACAAUGGUGACCUCUGCCUUUUCCACAACUUCUUCUUCCCCAACUCCUGAGGCCACCAGUGCCACCACCACCGGGACCUCACCUGCCACCGCUCAGGGGACCUCGACCUCGGGCACUGUCCCAGUCAGCACCACAGCUGUGACCUCUGCCUCCGCCACCUCUUCUGCUUCCCCAACUCUUGAGGCCACCACUCCCACCACCACUGUGACCUCCCCUGCCACAACACAAGGGCCCUCUUCCGCAGCCACAAUCCCAGCCAGUACCACAGGUGUGACUUCUACCUCCACCAGCACUCCUGUAGCCACCACUGCCACCACCACUGUGACCUCACCUGGAACGACUCAGGGGACGUCCUCCUCGGCAACUGUCCCAGCCACAACCACAGGAGUGACCUCUACCUCCGCCACCACUUCUGCUUCCACAACUCGUGAGGACACCACCACCGUGACCUCAUCUGCCACCAAUCAGGGGACCUCCACCUCAGGCACUGUCCCAGCCAGCACCACAGGUGUGACUUCUGCCUCUGCCAGCAGUCCUGUGGCCACCACUGCCACCACCACCAUGAUGUCACCUGGCACGACUCAGGCGACCUCCUCCUUGGCCACUGUGCCAGCCACCACCACAGGAAUGACCUCUGCCUCUGCCACCACUGCUGCUUCCUCAACUCCUGAGGUCACCACAGCCACCACCACCGUGACCUCACCUGGAACCACUCAGGGGACCUCUUCCUCGACCACUGUCCCAGCCAGCACCACAGGGAUGACCUCUGCCUCUGCCACCACUGCUGCUUCCCCCACUCCUGAUGCCACGACUGCCACAACCACCAUGACCUCACCUGCGACAACUCUGGGGACCUCUUCUUUGUCCACUGUCCCAGCCACAACCACAGGGGUGACCUCUGCCUUUUCCACAACUUCUUCUUCCCCAACUCCUGAGGCCAACACUGCCACCACCACCGUGACCUCACCUGUAACGAUUCAGGAGACCUCUUCUGCAUCCACUGUCCCAGCCAGUACCACAGGGGUGACUUCUACCUCCGCCACCACUUCUCCUUCCCCAACUCUUGAGGCCACCACUCCGACCACCACUGUGACCUCCCCUGCCACGACGCAAGGGUCCUCUUCCGCAGCCACCGUCCCAGCCAGUACCACAGGUGUGACUUCUACCUCCGCCAGCACUCCUGUAGCCACCACUGCCACCACCACUGUGACCUCACCUGGAACGACUCAGGGGACGUCCUCCUCGGCAACUGUCCCAGCCACAACCACAGGAGUGACCUCUGCCUCCGCCACCACUUCUGCUUCCACAAGUCCUGAGGCCAACACCGCCACCACCACUGUGACCUCAUCUGCCACCAAUCAGGGGACCUCCACCUCAGGCACUGUCCCAGUCAGCACCACAGGAGUGACCUCUGCCUCUGCCACCACUUCUGUUUCCCCAACUCUUGAGGCCACCACUCCCACCACCACUGUGUCCUCACCUGCCACAAUGCAAGGGCCCUCUUCCGCAGCCACCAUCCCAGCCAGCACCACAGGUGUGACUUCUAUCUCUGCCAGCAGUCCUGUGUCCACUACUGCCACCGCCACCGUGACCUCACCUGGAACCAUUCAGGGGACCUCUUCCUCGACCACUGUCCCAGCCAGCACCACAGGGAUGACCUCUGCCUCUGCAACCACUUCAGCUUCCCCCACUCCUGAGGCCACCACUGCCACAACCACCAUGACCUCACCUGCCACAACUCUGGGGACCUCUUCUUUGUCCACUGUUCCAGCCACAACCACCGGGGUGACCUCUGCCUUUUCCACUACUUCUUCUUCCCCAACUCCUGAGGCCAACACUGCCACCACCACCGUGACCUCACCUGUAACGAUUCAUGGGACAUCUUCCGCAUCCACUGUCCCAGCCAGUACCACAGGGGUUACUUCUAACUCCGCCAGCACUCCUGAGGCCACCACUGCCACCACCACUGUGACCUCACCUGGAACGACUCAGGGGACGUCCUCCUCGGCAACUGUCCCAGCCACAACCACAGGAGUGACCUCUGCCUCCGCCACCACUUCUGCUUCCCCAACUCCUGAGGCCACCACUGCCACCACCAUUGUGACCUCACCUGCCACCACUCAGGGGACCUCCACCUCCGGCACUGUCCCAGUCAGCACCACAGCUGUGACCUCUGCCUUCGCCACCACUUCUGCUUCCCCAACUCUUGAGGCCACCACGCCCACCACCACUGUGACCUCACCUGCCACGACGCAAGGGCCCUCUUCUGAAGCCACCGUCCCAGCCAGUACCACAGGUGUGACUUCUACCUCCGCGAGCAGUCCUAUGGCCACCACUGCCACCACCACCGUGACCUCACAAGGAAGCACUCAGGGGAUGUCCUCCUCGGCAACUGUCUCAGCCACAACCACAGGAGUGACCUCUGCCUCCGCCACCACUUCUGCUUCCACAACUCGUGAGGACACCACCACGGUGACCUCAUCUGCCACCAAUCAGGGGACCUCCACCUCAGGCACUGUCCCAGUCAGCACCACAGCUGUGACCUCUGCCUCCGCCACCACUUCUGUUUCCCCAACUCUUGAGGCCACCACUCCCCCCACCACUGUGACCUCACCUGCCACAACGCAAGGGCCCUCUACCGCAGCCACCAUCCCAGCCAGCACCACAGGUGUGACUUCUACCUCUGCCAGCAGUCCUGUGGCCACCACUGCCACCACCACCAUGAUGUCACCUGGCACGACUCAGGGGACCUCCUCCUUGGCCACUGUCCCAGCCACCACCACAGGAAUGACCUCUGCCUCUGCCACCACUGCUGCUUCCCCCACUCCUGAUGCCACGACUGCCACAACCACCAUGACCUCACCUGCCACAACUCUGGGGACCUCUUCUUUGUCCACUGUCCCAGCCACAACCACAGGGGUGACCUCUGCCUUUUCCACAACUUCUUCUUCCCCAACUCCUGAGGCCAACACUGCCACCACCACCGUGACCUCACCUGUAACGAUUCAGGGGACCUCUUCCGCAGCCACUGUACCAGCCAGUACCACAUGGGUGACUUCUACGUCCGCCAGCACUCCUAUAGCCACCACUGCCACCACCACUGUGACCUCACCUGGAAAGACUCAGGGGACGUCCUCCUCGGCAACUGUCCCAGCCACAACGACAGGAGUGACCUCUACCUCCGUCACCACUUCUGCUUCCACAAUUCCUGAGGACACCACCAUCGUGACCUCACCUGCCACCACUCAGGGGACCUCGACCACGCGCACUGUCCCAGUCAGCACCACAGCUGUGACCUCUGCCUCUGCCACCACUUCUGCUUCCCCAACUCUUGAGGCCACCACUCCCACCACCACUGUGACCUCACCUGCCACAACGCAAGGGCCCUCUUCCGCAGCCACCAUCCCAGCCAGUACCACAGGUGUGACUUCUACCUCCGCGAGCAGUCCUAUGGCCACCACUGCCACCACCACCGUGACCUCACAAGGAAGCACUCAGGGGACGUCCUCCUCGGCAACUGUCUCAGCCACAACCACAGGAGUGACCUCUGCCUCCGCCACCACUUCUGCUUCCACAACUCGUGAGGACACCACCACCGUGACCUCAUCUGCCACCAAUCAGGGGACCUCCACCUCAGGCACUGUCCCAGUCAGCACCACAGCUGUGACCUCUGCCUCCGCCACCACUUCUGCUUCCCCAACUCUUGAGGCCACCACUCCCACCACCACUGUGACCUCACCUGCCACAACGCAAGGGCCCUCUACCGCAGCCACCAUCCCAGCCAGCACCACAGGUGUGACUUCUACCUCUGCCAGCAGUCCUGUGGCCACCACUGCCACCACCACCAUGAUGUCACCUGGCACGACUCAGGCGACCUCCUCCUUGGCCACUGUGCCAGCCACCACCACAGGAAUGACCUCUGCCUCUGCCACCACUGCUGCUUCCUCAACUCCUGAGGUCACCACAGCCACCACCACCGUGACCUCACCUGGAACCACUCAGGGGACCUCUUCCUCGACCACUGUCCCAGCCAGCACCACAGGGAUGACCUCUGCCUCUGCCACCACUGCUGCUUCCCCCACUCCUGAUGCCACGACUGCCACAACCACCAUGACCUCACCUGCGACAACUCUGGGGACCUCUUCUUUGUCCACUGUCCCAGCCACAACCACAGGGGUGACCUCUGCCUUUUCCACAACUUCUUCUUCCCCAACUCCUGAGGCCAACACUGCCACCACCACCGUGACCUCACCUGUAACGAUUCAGGGGACAUCUUCCGCAUCCACUGUCCCAGCCAGUACCACAGGGGUGACUUCUACCUCCGCCACCACUUCUCCUUCCCCAACUCUUGAGGCCACCACUCCCACCACCACUGUGACCUGCCCUGCCACGACGCAAGGGUCCUCUUCCUCAGCCACCGUCCCAGCCAGUACCACAGGUGUGACUUCUACCUCCGCCAGCACUCCUGUAGCCACCACUGCCACCACCACUGUGACCUCACCUGGAACGACUCAGGGGACGUCCUCCUCGGCAACUGUCCCAGCCACAACCACAGGAGUGACCUCUGCCUCCGCCACCACUUCUGCUUCCACAACUCCUGAGGCCAACACCGCCACCACCACUGUGACCUCAUCUGCCACCAAUCAGGGGACCUCCACCUCAGGCACUGUCCCAGUCAGCACCACAGGAGUGACCUCUGCCUCUGCCACCACUUCUGCUUCCCCAACUCUUGAGGCCACCACGCCCACCACCACUGUGACCUCACCUGCCACGACGCAAGGGCCCUCUUCCGCAGCCACCAUCCCAGCCAGCACCACAGGUGUGACUUCUACCUCCGCCAGCAGUCCUGUGGCCACCACUGCCACCACCACCAUGAUGUCACCUGGCACGACUCAGGGGACCUCCUCCUUGGCCACUGUUCCAGCCACCACCACAGGAAUGACCUCUGCCUCUGCCACCACUGCUGCUUCCCCCACUCCUGAUGCCACGACUGCCACAACCACCAUGACCUCACCUGCCACAACUCUGGGGACCUCUUCUUUGUCCACUGUCCCAGCCACAACCACAGGGGUGACCUCUGCUUUUUCCACAACUUCUUCUUCCCCAACUCCUGAGGCCAACACUGCCACCACCACCGUGACCUCACCUGUAACGAUUCAGGGGACCUCUUCUGCAUCCACUGUCCCAGCCAGUACCACAUGGGUGACUUCUACGUCCGCCAGCACUCCUGUAGCCACCACUGCCACCACCACUGUGACCUCACCUGGAAAGACUCAGGGGACGUCCUCCUCGGCAACUGUCCCAGCCACAACCACAGGAGUGACCUCUACCUCCGCCACCACUUCUGCUUCCACAAUUCCUGAGGACACCACCAUCGUGACCUCACCUGCCACCACUCAGGGGACCUCGACCACGCGCACUGUCCCAGUCAGCACCACAGCUGUGACCUCUGCCUCCGCCACCACUUCUGCUUCCCCAACUCUUGAGGCCACCACUCCCACCACCACUGUGACCUCACCUACCUCGACGCAAGGGCCCUCUUCCGCAGCCACCAUCCCAGCCAGUACCACAGGUGUGACUUCUACCUCCGCCAGCAGUCCUAUGGCCACCACUGCCACCACCACCGUGACCUCACAAGGAAGCACUCAGGGGACCUCCUCCUCAGCCACUGUCCCAGCCACCACCACAGGGAUGACCUCUGCCUCCGCCACCACUUCUGCUUCCCCAACUCCUGAGGUCACCAGUGCCACCACCCCCGUGACCUCAGCUGCCACAACUCUGGGGAUCUCUUCUUUGUCCACUGUCCCAGCCACAACCACAGGGGUGACCUCUGCCUUUGCCACAACUUUUUCCCCAACUCCUGAGGCCACCACUGCCACCACCACUGUGACCUCACCUGGAACGACUCAGGGGACGUCCUCCUCGGCAACUGUCCCAGCCACAACCACAGGAGUGACCUCUGCCUCCGCCACCACUUCUGCUUCCCCAACUCCUGAGGCCACCACUGCCACCACCAUUGUGACCUCACCUGCCACCACUCAGGGGACCUCCACCUCCGGCACUGUCCCAGUCAGCACCACAGCUGUGACCUCUGCCUUCGCCACCACUUCUGCUUCCCCAACUCUUGAGGCCACCACGCCCACCACCACUGUGACCUCACCUGCCACGACGCAAGGGCCCUCUUCUGAAGCCACCGUCCCAGCCAGUACCACAGGUGUGACUUCUACCUCCGCAAACAGUCCUAUGGCCACCACAGCCACCACCACCAUGACGUCACCUGGCAUGACUCAGGGGACCUCCUCCUCGGCCAUUGUCCCAGCCAGCACCACAGGGAUGACCUCUCCCUCUGCCACCACUUCUGCUUCCCCAAUUCCUGAGGCUACCACUGCCACAACCACCAUGACCUCAGCUGCCACAACUCUGGGGAACUCUUCUUUGUCCACUGUCCCAGGCACAACCACAGGAGUGACCUCUGCCACCUCCACCACUUGUGCUUCCCCAACUCCUGAGGCCACCACUGCCACCACCACUGUGGCAUCACCUGCCACCACUCAGGGGACCUCCACCUCGGGCACUGUCACAGUCAGCAUCACAGCUGUGACCUCUGCCUCUGCCACCACUUCUGCUUCCCCAACUCUUGAAGCCACCACUCCCACCACCACUGUGACCUCACAUGCCUCGACGCAAGGGCCCUCUUCCGCAGCCACCAUCGCAGCCAGUACCACAGGUGUGACUUCUACCUCUCCCAGCAGUCCUGUGGCCACCACUGCCACCACCACCGUGACGUCACCUGGAACGACUCAGGGGACGUCCUCCUCGGCAACUGUCCCAGCCACAACCACAGGAGUGACCUCUGCCACCUCCACCACUUCUGCUUCCCCAACUCCUGAGGCCACCACCACUGUGACCUCACCUGCCACCCCUCAGGGUACCUCCACCUCAGGCACUGUCCCAGUCAGUACCUCAGCUGUGACCUCUGCCUCCGCCACCACUUCUGCUUCUUCCACUCCUGAGGCCACCACUGCCACAACCACCAUGACCUCAGCUGCCACAACUCUGGGGACCUCUUCUUUGUCCACUUUCCCAGCCACAACCACAGGGUUGACCUCUGCCUUUGCCACAACUUCUUCUUCCCCAACUCCUGAGGCCACCACGGCCACCAUCACCGUGACCUCACCUGGAACGACUCAGGGGACCUCUUCCGCAUCCACUGUCCCAGCCAGUACCACAGGGGUGACUUCUACCUCCGCCAGCACUCCUGUAGCCACCACUGCCACCACCACUGUGACCUCACCUGGAUCGUCUCAGGGGACGUCCUCCUCGGCAACUGUCCCAGCCACAACCACAGGAGUGACCUCUGCCUCCGCCACCACUUCUGCUUCCCCAACUCCUGAUGCUACCACUUACACCACGACCGUGACCUCACCUGCCACCACUCAGGGGACCUCCACCUCGGGCACUGUCCCAGUCAGCACCACAGCUGUGACCUCUGCCUCCGCCACCACUUCUGCUUCUCCCACUCCUGAGGCCACCACUGCCACAACCACCAUGACCUCAGCUGCCACAACUCUGGGGACCUCUUCUUUGUCCACUGUCCCAGCCACAACCACAGGGUUGACCUCUGCCUUUGCCACAACUUCUUCUUCCCCAACUCCUGAGGCCAACACUGCCACCACCACCGUGACCUCACCUGCAAUGAUUCAGGGGACCUCUUCCGCCACCACUGUCCCAGCCAGUACCACAGGUGUGACUUCUACCUCAGCCAGCACUCCUGUGGCCACCACUGACACCACCACUGUGUCAUCACCUGGAAUGACUCAGGCGACCUCCCCCUCAGCCACUAUCACAGUCACAACCAUAGGAGUGACCUCCUCCUCCGCCACCACUUCUUCUUCCCCCACUCCUGACGCCAUCACUGCCACCACCAGUGUGACCUCACCUGCCAUGACACACGUGCCUUCUUCUGCAGCCACUGUUCCAUCCAGUACCUCAGGAGUGACCUCUGCCUCCGCCAGUACUCCUGUGACCACCACUGCCACUCCCAUCGUGACGUCACCUGGCACGACUCAGGGGACCUCCUCCUUGGCCACUGUCCCAGCCACAACCACAGGGAUGACCUCUGCCUCCACCACCACUUCUGCUUCCUCAACUCCUGAGGUCACCACAGCCACCACCACCGUGACCUCACCUGGAACCACUCAGGGGACCUCUUCCUCGACCACUGUCCCAGCCAGCACCACAGGGAUGACCUCUGCCUCUGCCACCACUUCAGCUUCCCCCACUCCUGAUGCCACCACUGCCACAACCACCAUAACCUCACCUGCCACAACUCUGGGGACCUCUUCUUUGUCCACUGUCCCAGCCACAACCACAGGGGUGACCUCUGUCUUUUCCACAACUUCUUCUUCCCCAACUCCUGAGCUCACCACUGCCACCACCACCAUGACCUCACCUGUAACGAUUCAGGGGACCUCUUCUGCAUCCACUGUCCCAGCCAGUACCACAGGGUUGACUUCUACCUCCGCCAGCACUCCUGUAGCCACCACUGCCACCACCACUGUGACCUCACCUGGAACGACUCAGGGGACGUCCUCCUCGGCAACUGUCCCAGCCACAACCACAGGAGUGACCUCUGCCUCCACCACCAGUUCUGCUUCCCUAAAUCCUGAGGCCACCACCGCCACCACCACCAGGACCUCAUCUGCCACCACUCAGGGGACCUCCACCUCAGGCACUGUCCCAGUCAGCACCACAGCUGUGACCUCUGCCUCCGACACCACUUCUACUUCCCCAAAUCUUGAGGCCACCACUCCCACAACCACUGUGACCUCACCUGCCACAACGCAAGGGCCCUCUUCCGCAGCCACAGGCCCAGCCAGUACCACAGGUGUGACUUCUACCUCCGCCAGCAGUCCUGUGGCCACCACUGCCACCACCACCGUGACGUCACCUGGAAUGACUCAGGGGAUUUCCUCCCCGGCCACUGUCCCAGCCACCACCACAGGAAUGAUCUCUGCCUCCGCCACCACUGCUGCUUCCCCAACUCCUGAGGCCACCACUGCCACCACCACCGUGACCUCACCUGGAACCACUCAGGGGACCUCUUCCUCGACCACUGUCCCAGCCAGCACCACAGGGAUGACCUCUGCCUCCGCCACCACUUCUGCUUCCCCAAAUACUGAGGCCACCACCGCCACCACCACCGUGACCUCAUCUGGCACCACUCAGGUGACCUCCACCUCAGGCACUGUCCCAGUCAGCACCACAGCUGUGACCUCUUCCUCCGCCACCACGUCUACGUCCCCAACUCUUGAAUCCACCACUGCCACCACCAUUGUGACCUCACCUGCCACGACGCAAGGGCCCUCUUCGGCAGCCACCAUCCCCACCAGUACCACAGGUGUGACUUCUAACUCCGCCAGCAGUCCGGUGGCCACCACUGCCACCACCACCGUGACAUCACCUGGAAAGACUCAGGGGACGUCCUCCUCUGCAACUGUCCCAGCCACAACCACAGGAGUGACCUCUACCUCUGCCACCACGUCUGCUUCCCCAACUCCUGAGGCGACCACCACCGUGACCUCACCUGCCACCACUCAGCAGACCUCGACCUCGGGCACUGUCCCAGUCAGCACCACAGCUGUGACCUCUGCCUCCGCCACCUCUUCUGCUUCCCCAACUCUUGAGUCCACCACUCCCACCACCACUGUGACCUCCCCUGCCACGACACAAGGGCCCACUUCCGCAGCCACCAUCCCAGCCAGCACCACAGGUGUGACUUCUACGUCCGCCAGCAGUCCUGUGGCCACCACUGCCACCACCAAAGUGACCUCACCUGAAACCACUCAGGGGACCUCUUCCUCGACCACUGUCCCAGCCAGCACCACAGGGAUGACCUAUGCCUCGGACACCACUACAGCUUCCCCCACUCCUGAUGCCAUGACUGCCACAACCACCAUGACCUCACCUGCCACAAAUCUGGGGACCUCUUCUUUGUCCACUGUCGCAGCCACAACCACAAUGGUGACCUCUGCCUUUUCCACAACUUCUUCUUCCCCAAAUCCUGAGGCCACCAGUGCCACCACCACCAUGACCUCACCUGUAACGAUUCAGGGGACAUCUUCCGCAUCCACUGUCCCAGCCAGUACCACAGGGGUGACUUCUAACUCUGCCAGCACUCCUGUAGCCACCACUGCCACCACCACCGUGACCUCACCUGGAUCGUCUCAGGGGACGUCCUCCUCGGCCACUGUCCCUGCCACCACCACAGGAAUGACCUCUGCCUCUGCCACCACCUCUGCUUCCCCAACUCCUGACGUAACCACUGCCACCACCACCAUGACCUCACCUGGAACCUCUCAGGGGACCUCUUCCUCGACCACUGUCCCAGCCAGCACCACAGGGAUGACCUCUGCCUCUGCCACCACUGCUGCUUCCCCCACUCCUGAUGCCACGACUGCCACAACCACCAUGACCUCACCUGCGACAACUCUGGGGACCUCUUCUUUGUCCACUGUCCCAGCCACAACCACAGGGGUGACCUCUGCCUUUUCCACAACUUCUUCUUCCCCAACUCCUGAGGCCACCAGUGCCACCACCACCGUGACCUCACCUAUAACGAUUCAGGGGACAUCUUCCGCAUCCACUGUCCCAGCCAGUACCACAGGGGUGACUUCUACCUCCGCCAGCACUCCUGUAGCCACCACUGCCACCACCACUGUGACCUCACCUGGAACGAUUCAGGGGACGUCCUCCUCGGCAACUAUCCCAGCCACAACCACAGGAGUGACCUCUACUUCCGCCACCACCUCUGCUUCCCCAACUCCUGAGGCCACCACCACCGUGACCUCACCUGCCACCACUCAGCAGACCUCGACCUCGGGCACUGUCCCAGUAAGCACCACAGCUGUGACCUCUGCCUCCGCCACCACUUCUGCUUCCCCAACUCUUGAGGCCACCACUCCCACCACCACUGUGACCUCCCCUGCCAUGACGCAAGGGCCCUCUACCGCAGCCACCAUCGCAGCCAGCACCACAGGUGUGACUUCUACCUCCGCCAGCAGUCCUGUGGCCACCACUGCCACCACCACCGUGACCUCACCUGGAACCACUCAGGGGACCUCUUCCUCGACCACUGUCCCAGCCAGCACCACAGGGAUGACCUCUGCCUCUGCCACCACUUCAGCUUCCCCCACUCCUGAGGCCACCACUGCCACAACCACCAUGACCUCACCUGCCACAAAUCUGGGGACCUCUUCUUUGUCCACUGUCCCAGCCACAACCACAGGGGUGACCUCUGCCUUUUCCACAACUUCUUCUUCCCCAACUCCUGAGGCCAACACUGCCACCACCACCAUGACCUCACCUGUAACGAUUCAGGGGACAUCUUCCGCAUCCACUGUCCCAGCCAGUACCACAGGGGUGACUUCUACCUCCUCCAGCACUCCUGUAGCCACAACUGUCACCACCACUGUGACCUCACCUGGAACGACUCAGGGGACGUCCUCCUGGGCAACUGUCUCAGCCACAACCACAGGAGUGACCUCUGCCUCAGCCACCACUUCUGGUUCCACAACUCCUGAGGCCACCACCGUGACCUCACCUGCCACCACUCAGGGGACCUCCACCUCGGGGUCUGUCCCAGUCAGCACCACAGCUGUGACCUCUGCCUCUGCUCCCACUUCUGCCUCCCCAACUCUUGAGGCCACCACUCCCACCACCACUGUGACCUCCCCUGCCACGACCCAAGGGCCCUCUACCGCAGCCACCAUCGCAGCCAGUACCACAGGUGUGACUUCUGCCUCCGCCAGCAGUCCUGUGGCCACCACUGCCACCACCACCGUGACCUCACCUGUCACGAUUCAGGAGACAUCUUCCGCAGCCACAGGCCCAGCCAGUACCACAGGUGUGACUUCUACCUCUGCCAGCAGUCCUGUGUCCACUACUGCCACCACCACCGUGACGUCACCUCGCACGACUCAGGGGACCUCCUCCUCGGCCACUGUCGUAGCCACCACCACAGGAAUGACCUCUGCCUCCGCCACCACUGCUGCUUCCCCAACUCCUGAGGUAACCACUGCCACCACCACCGUGACCUCACCUGGAAGCACUCAGGGGACCUCUUCCUCGACCACUGUCCCAGCCAGCACCACAGGGAUGACCUCUGCCUCUGCCACCACUGCUGCUUCCCCCACUCCUGAUGCCACGACUGCCACAACCACCAUGACCUCACCUGCCACAACUCUGGGGACCUCUUCUUUGUCCACUGUCCCAGCCACAACCACAGGGGUGACCUCUGCUUUUUCCACAACUUCUUCUUCCCCAACUCCUGAGGCCAACACUGCCACCACCACCGUGACCUCACCUGUAACGAUUCAGGGGACCUCUUCCGCAGCCACUGUCACAGCCAGUACCACAGGGGCGACUUCUACGUCCGCCAGCACUCCUGUAGCCACCACUGCCACCACCACUGUGACCUCACCUGGAAAGACUCAGGGGACGUCCUCCUCGGCAACUGUCCCAGCCACAACCACAGGAGUGACCUCUACCUCCGCCACCACUUCUGCUUCCACAAUUCCUGAGGACACCACCAUCGUGACCUCACCUGCCACCACUCAGGGGACCUCGACCACGCGCACUGUCCCAGUCAGCACCACAGCUGUGACCUCUGCCUCCGCCACCACUUCUGCUUCCCCAACUCUUGAGGCCACCACUCCCACCACCACUGUGACCUCACCUGCCACGACACAAGGGCCCUCUUCCGCAGCCACCUUCCCAGCCAGUACCACAGGUGUGACUUCUACCUCCGCCAGCAGUCCUGUGGCCACCAUUGCCACCACCACCAUGAUGUCACCUGGCACGACUCAGGGGACCUCCUCCUCGGCCACUGUCCCAGCCACCACCACAGGAAUGAACUCUGCCUCCGCCACAACUGCUGCUUCCUCAACUCCUGAGGUCACCACUGUCACCACCUCCGUGACCUCACCUGCCACAACUCUGGGCACCUCUUCUUUGUCCACUUUCCCAGCCACAACCACAGGGUUGACCUCUGCCUUUUCCACAACUUCUUCUUCCCCAACUCUUGAGGCCACCACUGACACCACCACCGUGACUUCACCUGUAUCGAUUCAGGGGACCUCUUCCGCAGCUACUGUCCCAGCCAGUACCACAUGGGUGACUUCUACCUCCGCCAGCACUCCUGUAGCCACCACUGCCACCACCACUGUGACCUCACCUGGAACGACUCAGGGGACAUCCUCCUUGGCAACUGUCCUAGCCACAACCACAGGAGUGACCUCUGCCUCUGCCACCACUUCUGCUUCCCCAACUCCUGAGGCCACCACCACCGUGACCCCACCUGCCACCACUCAGGGGACCUCCACCUCAGGGUCUGUCCCAGUCAGCACCACUGCUGUGACCUCUGCAUCCGCCACCUCUUCUGCUUCCCCAACUCUUGAGGCCAUCACUCCCACCACCACUGUGACCUCACGUGCUACAUCGCAAGGGCCCUCUUCCACAUCCACUGUCCCAGCCAGUACCACAGGUGUGACUUCUACCUCCGGCAGCAGUCCUGUGGCCACCACUGCCACUACCACCGUGAUGUCACCUGGCACGACUCAGGGGACCUCCUCCUCUGCCACUGUCCCAGCCACCAACUCUGCCUCCUCCACCACUUCUGCAUCCCCAACUCCUGAGGCCACCAUUGCCACCACCACCGUGACCUCCCCUGCCACGACUCAGGGGACCUCUGCCUCGACCAGUGUCCCAGCCAGCACCACCACCGUGGCCUCUCCUGCCUGGACUCAGGGCACCUCUUCCUCCACCUCUUCGUACCCUGUUCUGGGAACCACUACCAUUGCUAGUGCAAAUUCGAGCCCCAGCAUCGUCACCUCCAUGCCAUCACCCACAUCCUCUUCUCCCUCUACCACUUCUAGGGUUACAUCUACAACCACUUCAACUACCACCUCCAUUGUUCCUAGCACAAGUGGUACGUAA